AUGAGUGACGAAGACAGAGAUAUUGACAUCGAAAGUGAUGCCGACGAUGAGGAAGGCCCUCAUGCAUACAGCUCUGAUGACAAAAGAGCACAUCACAAUGCCCUGGAGCGAAAGCGUCGCGAUCACAUCAAGGAUAGCUUUCACAGCCUGCGGGAUUGUGUUCCCCAUGAUGAUAAGUCAAACACAUCAAGCAAGACUUCUCGAGCACAGAUCUUGAGGCAAGCUGCACUUUAUAUUGCUACAAUGAGAGAUAAGACUACAGAGAAUGAUCGGCAUAUAAAUAUUCUCAAACAUCAAAAUGAGGAACUGCAAGCUCAGAUCAAGGCACUUCAGAAGUCUCAGGCAGUUGGGAAAUCCUUGUUGCCCGCCAAUUUUUUGUUGACCGACAGAGAUGAUGAUGAUGAAUAUGAGAGCUACGAGGAAAGCCAUGUGUCUUCACCACCAUCUAAACGUAAGAAAGCCAAGUUAUCAAAAAGCUGA
Messenger RNA from Candidula unifasciata, 480 nucleotides. The record is from the annotation of a GenBank genome assembly. NCBI's taxonomy places the organism in Eukaryota, Metazoa, Mollusca, Gastropoda, Stylommatophora, Geomitridae.